AGAAAAAUCCUUUCCGUCUGUCUUUCCGCUUCUUCAUCUCUGCUCCGUCUCUCUUCAAUCUCUCAAAAUCCCAAGCGCAUCCCUUCUUCCAACCCUCGAAGCGCGAAAGGAAAAGGAAGAAACGUCCGUCGCGAUGCGUGCUAGAGGCGGUCCGACGCGCGAGUCGCUGCUCACACGAGCCGUGAAUUCGGUGUUCGCCUUCGUGCGGUUGGCCGAGUUCGAGAUCCUCUUCUUCCUCUUCUUAAUCAUCGUCUUCAUCAUCUUCAAAGAUCUGACAUCAAGACCCGAAUACAAUCAGAUCCUGGUGAAGAAGCCUGGCGGUAGUGAUUUCUGGCCUUACUAGAGGAUA
This is a messenger RNA of Magnolia sinica, 349 nucleotides long. RefSeq lists its product as uncharacterized. The coding region runs from base 134 to 343 and encodes 69 amino acids. Lineage: Eukaryota; Viridiplantae; Streptophyta; Magnoliopsida; Magnoliales; Magnoliaceae. The transcript has 2 exons. The record is from RefSeq and is a predicted model, not a curated record.